CAAAACACCUGGAGGGCCCAAGUUGGCCCAGGCCUGCGAGAGAGCCGGUGCCUCUGCUUGGGAGAGGCCUGUGUCUGCACUGCCCGCCUCGCCCAAGAGGAGGCCGCGGCGAGGCGUCGGCAGGAAGGGCGGGGCCGCCUCUGGCCUGCCGGCUUGGCCUUUCUUUCCGCCAUUCUCUCCCUCUCUCUCUGCCUGUGUCCCUCCGCCAAGGCCGGCCGGGAUGUUCAGCUGGCUGGGCAAGCAGGGCGGGCGCCCGCGGGGCGGCGAAGGCGAGGACGUGGUGGAGACGGUGACCGGGGGCCUGAAGGAGCUCUACGCCAAGAAGCUGCUGCCCCUCGAGGAGCACUACCGCUUCCAUGAGUUCCACUCGCCCGCCCUGGAGGAGGCCGACUUCGACAACAAGCCCAUGGUGCUCCUGGUCGGGCAGUACAGCACCGGGAAGACCACCUUCAUCAGGUAUCUGUUGGAGCAGGACUUUCCAGGAAUGAGGAUUGGUCCAGAACCAACUACAGAUUCUUUCAUUGCUGUCAUGUAUGGAGACACUGAAGGGAGUACACCAGGGAAUGCUCUUGUCGUGGACCCUAAGAAGCCAUUUCGUAAACUUGACCGUUUUGGGAAUGCAUUUUUGAACAGGUUCAUGUGUGCUCAGUUGCCCAAUCAGGUUCUGAAGAGUAUCAGCAUCAUCGAUAGCCCAGGCAUUCUUUCAGGCGAGAAACAGCGAAUCAGUAGAGGCUAUGAUUUUUGUGAGGUCCUACGAUGGUUCGGUGAGAGAGUUGAUCGCAUCAUCCUCUUAUUUGAUGCCCAUAAACUUGAUAUUUCUGAUGAGUUUUCAGAAGCAAUCAAAGCAUUUCGAGGUCAGGAUGAUAAAAUCCGAGUGGUGUUGAAUAAGGCUGACCAAGUGGACACUCAGCAAUUAAUGAGGGUGUAUGGUGCACUCAUGUGGUCUUUGGGGAAAGUUAUUAACACUCCAGAAGUAUUACGGGUCUACAUUGGUUCCUUUUGGGCCCAGCCCCUGCAAAAUACAGAAAACCGAAGACUGUUUGAGGCUGAGGCACAGGAUCUCUUCCAGGAUAUCCAGAACCUUCCACAAAAGGCAACUGUAAGGAAACUGAAUGAUCUCAUCAAGAGAUCACGACUUGCAAAGGUACAUGCUUAUAUCAUUAGCCAUCUAAAGAAGGAAAUGCCCUCUGUAUUUGGAAAAGACACUAAGAAGAAGGAAUUGAUCAGCAAGCUACCUGAAAUUUAUCGUCAGUUGCAACAAGAGCACCAAAUCUCUCCAGGAGAUUUCCCAGAAGUUAAGAAGAUGCAGGAACUUCUAGAGAACUAUGACUUCACCAAAUUCCAUUCCCUGAAGCCAAAGCUGAUUGAAGCUGUGGAUAACAUGCUGGCCAAUAAAGUUGCCUUCUUGAUGACCCUGGUGACCCAAGAAGAGCGAAGCAUGCCAAACCAGAAGGUGCAAGGUGGCGCAUUUGACGGCACCACAGCAGGGCCAUUUGAUCGUGGCUAUGGAGAGGGUGCCAAGGAAGGAGCAGAUGAGGAGGAGUGGGUGGUCGCCAAAGAUAAACCUGUAUACGAUGAAAUCUUUUACACUCUCUCACCAGUCAAUGGCAGAGUCUCUGGGGCCAACGCAAAGAAGGAAAUGUUGACCUCCAAACUGCCAAACAGUGUCCUGGGGAAAAUCUGGAAGCUUGCUGACUGUGACAAUGAUGGCAUGUUAGAUGAAGAAGAAUUUGCCUUAGCAAAACAUCUCAUCAAAAUAAAGUUGGAGGGAUAUGAACUGCCCAGUAGUUUGCCUGUCCAUCUGGUUCCUCCUUCACAUAGAAAAUCUUUUCGUGUGGCACAAUGAUUGUGAAAACAUUAACUGCUGUGUUCUGUUAUCCUAAAAACCAUAUACAAUUUUUUUUAAAUACCCUUUGAAAAUAAGGCUAUUGACAAGAAUAUUUGGCUACUUAAGGUAUUAAUAUAAAAAUCACAGUUGUGUUAUGAAAAAACCAUGAAAUCUAUGAGUGAUUAGAGACUGUUUUACUGAUUCUAUGUGCAUUGGAUACAUGACUAUUAGUGCAAUCUUCUCAUUAUGUUUCAAGUGCAUUCACUGUAUCAUGCAUAAUCUGUGACAUAGGGCGCUGUUACUCUUUCUACAAGUAAAUGCCUUCUGAAGCUUAACACGGCCUGGGUUUUGAUGCUACAUUAAUGUUCCGAUUAGAACAACCAGCAAUGUAGCAAGGGGUUGCUUUUGAAAUGUGCAUAUUAACAGUGCCUUUUCAGUAACCUACAAUAUUUUUUUGUUUCACUUUGGUUUCAAACAAGGACAUCACACUUGCCAUUUCUGACAUAGUUACAAUCAAAAUAUGGAAAUAGGAUGGGUUUGUGUAAAAUAGUUUUAACUUUAAAAAUUAAUUUUUGUACAUUAAUUUCUUUAUUAAUGCUAUAUAUUCCCUUUAACUUGAAAUGUAUCACUUUGAAAGCCACCAUCAUUCAUUAAUGAUAUGUGAACUAUCUUCAUGAUAGCUGUGGUCUGAAAUUCAUAGAUUAUAAGGGUACAAUUUGAUGCAGCUUUGUUCUUGGAAUCAAAAAUUAAAAGCUUGUACCAAAUGUCUGCAAAUUGAGAUGUAGCAAUCAGCAAUGACCCUCCAGACUGUAUUUCCCACCAAACAUUGUUGGAGUGAAACACCCAGCAGCCCCAGCUAGCACAGGCAAUAACAAACAUGCCCAACUGUUCCUGUCCUACAGUAUCUGGAUGCCUACCCAAUUCCUGCUUCUUGUGUAAGUGCUUUUGUAUGAACAUAGAAUUAGGUUUAGAAAGCCAAUGAAUUGGUAUAAUGAGUUGUACAGUAUGUACAUUUAAAUUUCAAAAUCUUACCAGAGUUUCAUAGUUACUAUAGAAGUUACCCCAUUAACUUUUUAUAACUAUGACUGACCAGAAUUACCCUGUUAAAUCAGGCCAUGGUUCUGUCUAAUCCAGCCCAAUGUUGCCAACAUAAAUGUCUUCAGGAAUCUUACAGAGAGUGGAAGUUAUACUAUCUCUGAUCACAACAGUUCGAUCCUGCAUCAUAGCUAUUGGUAAAGUAUCUUCUGUCCUAUUGUCUUGUAAAGCUAUGUAAGUUAGUGACCAUUACCAAAUAUUGUGGGAGUUAAUUUGAACUUGUAAUGCUGUGAAAUCCUCAUUUUGUUUUCGGUUGUUAAUUUGGAUUUUUUUGUUGCUUUGAAAAAGUAUGUUGUACUGAAAAUAAUGAAACUUCUCUUUAUCUGCAAUGUUUAUUUAUAAAAACGUCUGUUUAAUCCUGAAGUAUGACUUUACAAAAGACACCUACAAUUUAAUGGGGCUAUCUUGUGUCAGUAAAAGAUGUGCUGACUCAAACUUUGUUGUUGUGUGCCUUUGAAUUGUUUCCGGCCGAUGCCAACCAUAUCACAGGGUUUUCUUGGCAUGAUUUGUUCUACUUGAUAGUACUUUGUGCAACCAAAGGUGUAGUCUUUAGCCUGAAAAUGCACAUAGCGAGCUUCUUUGCAUUUCCUUGCCAUCAAUGCAUCCCUUCCACCAUUUGGGUAGUCUCAAGUCUAGGGAUGUCAUGAAAAAGAGAGAUAAUUCCCUGCAGAGUAGAAUCUUUUUCACACAAAAUAGGAUAUUUUUCAACCUUCCACCCUAGAUCUUUUAAUGUGGAAUUUCUAGGGAUUUGCCAAUGGAAAGCAUAUGCUCAACCAAUGAUCAGUCAUCUAUUUCAAGAAUGCUGUUUUUGCAUCUUCGUUAUAGCAGCUUUCCCAUACAUUAUAUUUUGGAACCCUUUCUUUACCAUAUGGCAGCUGAGAAGCUGAGACUAUCUGCUUAGUGUAUCUUUUGAUGUCAGAAAAAUCAAUUGACUAGCAACUCAAGCCCUGAUUGUGUUACCUGCUUAGAUGCAUUUUUACUUAGGAAAACAAACCUUUUGUCAUCCUUUUUCCCCCAAGGAUAGUAAUAGCAAAUGGAAAGAAUGUGGAGGUCUUGGGAGGGAGGAGUUGACGUGGUCACACCCUCAAAUAAUAGUUAGAAAGAAUGGUAGAUCACAUGAUAAUCCAAUCUUUAGUUCAGAUUCUUCUGCAAGUAGUUCUGGUUUGUUUCAGUCUAUGAGGACUGGAAAUUUGCCCCCCAAUACCAAUAGGAAAUGGUAAACCAUAGGACUUUAAAUAGACAUCAUGGAUGAUGAAUUCUGGAUUAUGUCAUUUUUUCCAUGGCAAAGGAAGAUGAAAGCAUGCUCAUCCAAUUUCAGUUGAUCCUCACUCAAGGAGAGCCAUGUAUAUAUGGUUGCAUAUUGCCAUGUUGAGAUCAUCUUUCUUCCCUUUAUCCUGCACAGCGGGGAAUACUUUCCCAACAAACUGUUUUCUUUUGAUAUUUCUUUAGUUCUUUUUGUGAAAUGACUUUCCUCUUUAUUGUAUUAUUUAUUGAAGUUUAAUAACCAAAAUUUAUUUUGCUUUCUUUUCCUUUCCUUUUUUUAUAAUUAAAAAUACCCUUGUUCAACAACUUCAGUGUUUGAAUGUUGUAAUGGCUUUAAAAACAGCACAGUGGUGUCUUUAAGGUGCACAAAGGAGUGUACUAGCUCUUUUUUCUACUAUGGUUUUGUUAUUUCAACAGCUACAGGUUUGAAACAAGAUUACUAGUCUGGAGCAAGAUUACAUGAGUGAUUUGUGCUCCUUUCCCCCCAUGCAUCUAGCAUCUUGAGUGUCGUCUCUGCACAACUCCUAUUUGGGAGAUAUAUAAGCUGUAUCCACAUUAGAAGCAUGGUCUCCCUUCUUCAUGUAGAGAGCAAUUCUAUUACAUCCAAAGUGUGGUUACCAGGGCAAUGUAAAUUGGGUUUGCAUCCUUGCAAUGCAUUUAGAUACUUGGGAUUUCAUUACAGAUGCCUUCAAAUUAUUGGCCAAAUUUACCUGAAUCUUUAAAGAAAAAUACCACAAUGCAAAUAGAUGUCACCUUUGCCUACUUCAGGUGUUAGUAAAAUGUGUCCUCACAAAGUUGUCCCCUUUGAUGUGCUCCCUAUAUUUUACUGGACUCUUCUUGAAAAAAAAGUAAGUAACUAGCCUUUUCUGGAAGCCUCCAAGAAUAGAAC
This is a messenger RNA of Anolis sagrei ordinatus, 5075 nucleotides long. RefSeq names its product EH domain containing 4 (gene EHD4). Gene Ontology annotation, molecular function: calcium ion binding; GTP binding; protein binding. Lineage: Eukaryota; Metazoa; Chordata; Lepidosauria; Squamata; Anolidae. The record is from RefSeq and is a predicted model, not a curated record. Gene Ontology annotation, cellular component: cytoplasm; plasma membrane. Gene Ontology annotation, biological process: endosomal transport; endocytosis.